This is a messenger RNA of Cyprinodon tularosa, 2232 nucleotides long. RefSeq names its product potassium voltage-gated channel subfamily V member 2-like. Lineage: Eukaryota; Metazoa; Chordata; Actinopteri; Cyprinodontiformes; Cyprinodontidae. The coding region runs from base 114 to 1703 and encodes 529 amino acids. The record is from RefSeq and is a predicted model, not a curated record. Gene Ontology annotation, molecular function: voltage-gated potassium channel activity. The transcript is spliced from 2 exons. Gene Ontology annotation, cellular component: membrane; voltage-gated potassium channel complex. Gene Ontology annotation, biological process: protein homooligomerization; potassium ion transmembrane transport.
CGGGGACACGACGCAUCCUGCUCCAGCCCCGCAUGCUUAGCUGAAGGGGUAUUAGCCAUAACGCUGGAGGCUCAGUCAGAGUCCGCCGUCUGCUGUGGAGGACGCUGCUUAUCAUGGGGAGCACCAAGAGGGUAGGAAACCUAUGGAACAGGAGGCAGAGCCUCUUCCCAAACUACAAAGUCACGGACUCGGACGCCAAUCGAAGACCAUCUGAGACCGUUUACCCGCUCGCCAAGGAGAGCUGCGUGAAGACAUGGAACUCCAUGCAAGAACUGAGCCGGGACAUCUAUGACAUAUAUGCUGAGUAUGAGGAUGAGGAGGACGAUGGUGGCCCGCUCAACUUCUCCAGGCAGAUCUCCCCCUCCAAGAAGAAUUACGUGAUCAACAUCAAUGUAGGAGGGAAGCCCUAUCAGAUCGCAUACAAGAUGGCAGCAAAGUACCCCAAGACCAGGAUAGGACGCCUGGCCACCUACACGGAUCACAACAUGAAGCUGGACUUGUGCGACGACUACAUCGUGACCAGCAACGAGUACUUCUUCGACCGGGACCCAGAGGUCUUCCACAGCAUCUUCAACUUCUACAGGACGGGCGUGCUGUGGAUCAAGGAUGAGCUGUGUCCCCGCAACUUCCUGGAGGAGAUCAACUACUGGGGCGUGAGGAUCAAAAACACCAACCGCUGCUGCCGCAUCUCCUUCGAGGAGAGGCAGGACGAGCUGAACGACCAGCUGAAGAUCCAGAGGGAACUGGAGGCCGAGGUGGAGAUAGAGGAGAAUGAGGAGCUGUUCCAUGACAUGUUUCUGGGUCAGACUCGUCGAGCCAUCUGGAACCUGAUGGAGAAGCCCUUUUCCUCCGUCAAGGCGAAGAUAAUGGCGGUGGCCUCCAGCCUUUUUGUCCUGAUCUCCCUGGUGGCCAUGACCCUCAACACGGUGGAGGAGAUGCAGUACAAAACGCACGCGGGCCACCUGAGCGGCAAGACUUACUGUGAAUACGUAGAGUCCAUAUGCAUCGCUUUCUUCACCAUGGAGUACGUGCUGCGCCUCAUAUCCACCCCUGACCUCAGGGCCUUCAGUCGAAGCGUCCUCAACACCGUGGACCUCAUCGCCAUCCUGCCUCAGUACCUGCAGGGCAUCCUGGAGUUCUUCGACAGCGAGGAGAACUACAUGAAACACGAGGCUGACAUCAAGGCGGUGGGGCAGGUGGGCAAGCUGGGGCAGGUGUUGAGGAUCAUGAGGCUGAUGCGGAUCUUCCGAAUCCUGAAGCUGGCUCGCCACUCCACCGGCCUGAGGGCGUUUGGCUUCACCCUGCGGCAGUGCUACCAACAAGUGGGCUGCCUCUUCCUCUUCAUCGCCAUGGGCAUCUUCAGCUUCUCCGCCAUGGUGUUCACCGUGGAGCACGACAUGCCGCAGACCAACUUCACCAGCAUACCACAUGCAUGGUGGUGGGCAGCAGUGAGCAUCUCCACAGUGGGCUACGGAGACGUGUACCCAGAGACAAUCCUGGGUCGCAUCUUCGCCUUUGUCUGCAUCGCGUUUGGAAUCAUCCUGAACGGCCUGCCCAUCUCCAUCCUCUUCAACAAGUUCUCAGACUACUACUCUAAACUGAAAUCCAACCAGUACACAGCCUGCCUGAAGAAACGAGGGAAGGUCAGGUUCUCCGAGAGGACCAUUAACUCGGUCAGCAACUGCUUCGGCAGCCAUCACUGAUUCCUUCUGGGAAAAUCUGAGCAGGAAAUGUGCCUGAAAAACACGUAUGGAAAGAUGGCAGCUUCCGAGCAGGAACACGGAGACAUGCAGCUUCUGCAGCCUCUCUAGCAACGCUUAGUGGUAGGAAGGAGUAAUGAAGGAGGAGAGCAUUUACUUGAAGGUAGAAAUGGAAUAAGUCUGCAAGACGCCACACAUUGACUUGUUUUCCUAAAAUAAGUCAAAAAGUUUAAGACUGAUGAUCUCUAAACUUACUGAAUACUUGAUGCUUAUUGGACUCCAUUAAAAAUGCAGAAAAAAAAUCAAAAUAUGUAUUGAAUAGGGGAUAUUUGUGUGCAUAUUUUUGUAAAAACGUGGCUUCAGUGAAGCUGAGACGAAUCUUUAAAUGUUUACAGGUUUGACUCUGUUCCUGUGAGGCCAAGAUAUGAUGUGUCAGUUAUUAUUCCUAUAAAUAAUGCUUCUGCUUUACAGAGUAUUGCAAUAAUCGCCAACGAUGCUUGUCUCAUAAUAAACUCAGAAUGUUUUCAUUGGA